AGCUCCUUUCCCCUCACGCCCACGGGGAUCUCCCCCCACCCACCCACCCACCACACAGCCCUGCGUGUCAGGAGGCCCCUGGCUCGUCCCCUCCCCAGCCCACCCUGCUUUGAGGUUCUCUGAGCAGGUGAGGCUGGCGGGUGGCUGCCUGGGAAGGCUGGGCUGGGUGGUCACACAGGGUCCCCUCUCCUGGACAAAGGCCCAGGCGCCACAUGUGCUGGCAUGAGGAACUAGGGGAGGCCCCCGAGAGGCCCGAGAAGAGUGUGUGGAAACCCCAGAAAGUGGGCAGGAGAGCAGCUGCCUUGAGGGAGGGGCAGCUCGGAGUGGGGGGGCCCCCGAUGGUCACGGAGCAGCUGGGCAGCACCCACCUGCCACCCUGCCGGCUGAAGGAGCCAUGCCCCCAGGAAGCGGGGACCUCGGGGAGCCGGCAGGGGGAGCUGGAGCACCCUCCCCGCGGCACCCCAGCACCCCAGCCCCCGCCCCUGGAAUUCCACCUCCCACCACCUCCUACCGCCCUGGGUCAAAGGGCUUCUCCAAAGGAGUCUGGAAGCAGCACAAGAUUCCAGAAAAUUCAGGAGCGGCCUGGAGGGGCCAUGGGUGGGGGAUGGCGGUUGGGGGGAGCAGGGGAUGCUGCCUCCCUCCCUGCCAGGCCACCCAGCACCCAGCGAGCAGGCACCCCAGGGCCAGGGCACCGAAGGGCUUUUCCCAGGAGUCCCGGCUCUGCUCCCGCCCCCAGCAGAAACAGGACCCCGCCCCACCCCAGUGACCAUCACCUGUCACCUGUCACCUCCCUGCAUUUGGAGGCCCCAGAGCCAGAAGACAGAGGCGUUCUGGAAGGUUCCAGAAGCUCCCAGGGGUGCAAAGUGCCUGAGCUCUGAGGCCUUCCUGGCCCUGCGCUGCCAAGGACGUGGCCUCUGCCUUCUUUCCGAAGACGCUCGUGUUGCCCCAGGAGGAGAGUCCUUGCGUCUGACUCAUGGAUCCUGAACCCUCACCCACAGGACGGUUUUUAUCCAGAAAGCUGCCAACUUCAGCCCUUGGACGGAGACUUAACUGCUACCCUACCCCUGGGGAGACAGAGACAGACGCCCUCCCCCGUGUGUCCCGGAGCCUCCCCUCCCCAGAGCCCUGCCCCACUAGGGACAGACAGACACAGGCUGGGGGUGUGGAUCCACCUGCCAACACCCAUGUCCAGCGGAGAAGCAAUGACAGAAGCCAGAACUCCCACCUCCUGCUCCCCAUAAAGAUCCUGGGUCCAGACUCCCAGAGGGAGAGAAAUGUCAGGGGAGGAUGACCAGAGGGCUCUGAACUCCAUUCCGCCAGCACCUGAAGUGUCUGUCCCCAGGACUCUUGUUUUUAUCCCAUCACGAAAAGGAAAGUGAAUGUGGAAAACACUAGAGGAAGGCCAAGCACUGCUUCUCUUAUCAGAGAGAAGAGGAAAGAAAUGAAAGACACUGGGAAGCAGGACCAGUGGAGUGACUCAGAAAGGAAGGGAGGUAAGACCAUAGGAAAAAAUGGGCCAACCACCCCCAGAUGACCGGCUAAAGAAGUGAUGGGAUAGAGAUUCCAUGGAAUACUACUCUGCCAUAAAAAAGGUGCGACUGUUCUUUGGGACAAAAAUGGAUGGAGCUGGAGGUGAUGAUGCUUAGGGAAGUGAGUCAAGAAAUGAGACGCGUGCGCUGUGUGGUUUCACUCCUACCUGAAAUUCAGAUGUCUGAUUUGCACAAACUUGCCCUGUUCCCCCCCAAAAAAAAUCUGAACUAAGCAAAACAGAAGCCAGCAAACUGUCUGUCAGACUUGUGAGGACUCUGGUGCUGAUCUCUGAGAGGUGGGAGAGGGCACAGACUCUGGGGUGGGUGUGGUGUGAACUAGACCCUGUCAUCUUAUAGUCUUGCAGCAAACUAUUCAUAACACAUAACAUCAAAAAAUCAGGGGUCAGGCGGUGGCGCAGCGGCUUAAGCGCAGGUGGCGCAAAGCACAAGGACCGGCGUAAGGAUCCCGGUU
Erinaceus europaeus (western European hedgehog) is the source of this 2001-nucleotide messenger RNA. RefSeq names its product collagen alpha-1(I) chain-like. The coding region runs from base 213 to 878 and encodes 221 amino acids. The record is from RefSeq and is a predicted model, not a curated record. Lineage: Eukaryota; Metazoa; Chordata; Mammalia; Eulipotyphla; Erinaceidae. The transcript has 2 exons.